Messenger RNA from Zerene cesonia (dogface butterfly), 918 nucleotides. Its product is annotated as larval cuticle protein LCP-30-like. Gene Ontology annotation, molecular function: structural constituent of chitin-based larval cuticle. The record is from RefSeq and is a predicted model, not a curated record. The coding region runs from base 1 to 879 and encodes 292 amino acids. The transcript is spliced from 5 exons. NCBI's taxonomy places the organism in Eukaryota, Metazoa, Arthropoda, Insecta, Lepidoptera, Pieridae. Gene Ontology annotation, cellular component: chitin-based extracellular matrix.
AUGCGAGUCAUCUUGGUGUUGGGUUUCGUGGUCGCUGCUGCUCUUGCAGCUGACGAUGAAAAUGUUCAAGCAUCUACGGUAAAACCAUUCGUGUAUACGACCUACAGACCAUUAUCCACAAUCAACCCCAAUAGAUUCUACACUGCAUCACGGUACACAACAAAGUCAGACCCGGGUAAAUACGACCCCGGCAAAUACGACCCGGGUAAAUACGACCCUGGUAAAUACGAUGCCCGUAAAUAUGAUGCUGGCCGAUAUGACCCAGGCAAAUAUGACCCUAGCAAAUAUGAUUCUUCAGGUCGUUACAUUCCUGACAACUCUGGUCUUUACAAUGGCGACCGUGGUGACCGUGGCGGUGCCGGUGGCUUCUACAGUGGCUCCUCCGACAAGGGAGGUCCCGGAGGUUUUUACGUCGGCUCCAAAGAUGAUAUCGAAAAGUACAAGCCCUCCAAGGACGACAUUGAGAAAUACAAGCCCGAAAAGGAGUCUAGUCCCGCGACCGCUGCUCCAAAGCCAUCCUCUGUGGCCCCAGUAACCGUCGUCGUUUCCACACCAGCUCCCGUGGUAUACCAGUCAACAUACAGGCCCUCUCCAGCCCCAGUUGUUCCUAAAGUAGUCGUCACCCCAGGCACCUAUGACUACAAAUACGGAAUCAUCCGCCAAGAGGGCGAGAUUAACCCAGAUGGUUACCAUUACUUAUACGAAACUGAAAACAAGAUUCUCGCCGAGGAGUCUGGUCGUAUCGAAAAAGACGCUAACUUCGAAGGUAUGAGAGCGAAGGGCUUCUUCGAAUACGUAGGACCAGAUGGUGUGACCUACCGAGUAGACUACACAGCCGACGAGAGGGGCUUUAUAGCUUCAGGUGCUCACUUGCCCUAAUUUAAAUCUAGUCUUAAAUGAUAAUGUAUACGCCUGUUA